Messenger RNA from Drosophila hydei, 1912 nucleotides. It is a transcript of the gene Gbeta13F, whose product is annotated as guanine nucleotide-binding protein subunit beta-1. Gene Ontology annotation, cellular component: cytoplasm; heterotrimeric G-protein complex. Lineage: Eukaryota; Metazoa; Arthropoda; Insecta; Diptera; Drosophilidae. Gene Ontology annotation, molecular function: protein binding; signaling receptor complex adaptor activity. The record is from RefSeq and is a predicted model, not a curated record. The coding region runs from base 553 to 1575 and encodes 340 amino acids. The transcript has 3 exons. Gene Ontology annotation, biological process: G protein-coupled receptor signaling pathway.
GCUAGCAAUUGAGAAGUGCAAAUGAAGAGUUGUGUUGGGAUUGACAUACCGAAAAAAAUCUGUUAGCGAUUAGUUAAGAGGUUUAAAGUUCUACCGAGUGUAAAAUUUAUACAUCUGUUUAUCAGUUUACUGUGUACCCAAGUGUGUAACAAUACAAUACAAAUCAGUAAAAUUAUUUAAAUUGAUUAGCAGCGGUGUAUAAGGGUGGCAGUUUUAUCAGCAGGAUAACAUGAAUUAACAGCGUGCAAUAAGAAUUGCAAGACGAAAUCUUGACCAAGUCCAUACCGUUGAAAUUGGAAGAGAAAUCAUCUUUAUUGGGAAAUACGCAUAUUACCGGCGAGUGUUAAUCUAACUUUAUAUUGUUGUCAGACAAGAAUCAACUGAACUAACAAGGACGAAAGCUCUGUAAACAAAAAUUUAGAAACAUUCGGAGCCAAAAAUACCCGGAGGCAUCCAGGCCAGAAUUUGAAUUUUGUUAAAAAGGUUUUGGUUCAUAACGUGUACGAACGAGAAAAACAUUUAAGAAAAGAACGUAACUAUCAACUAUACAAUAUGAAUGAACUAGAUAGUCUAAGACAAGAAGCUGAGUCAUUAAAGAAUGCCAUUCGAGAUGCACGAAAGGCAGCGUGCGAUACGUCUCUGUUGCAGGCUGCCGCUUUGCUAGAACCUAUUGGACGUAUACAAAUGCGCACUCGACGUACCCUGCGCGGUCAUCUAGCUAAAAUUUAUGCUAUGCAUUGGGGUAAUGACUCCAGAAACCUAGUAUCAGCUUCACAAGAUGGGAAACUAAUCGUAUGGGACUCGCACACUACGAACAAAGUACAUGCUAUACCGCUGCGAUCUUCGUGGGUGAUGACCUGCGCAUACGCUCCAUCAGGAAGCUACGUCGCUUGCGGUGGGCUCGACAACAUGUGUUCAAUCUAUAACUUAAAGACACGCGAAGGUAAUGUGCGUGUGUCUCGUGAGCUACCAGGACAUGGGGGAUAUCUAUCAUGCUGCCGUUUUCUGGACGAUAAUCAAAUUGUGACAAGCUCAGGUGAUAUGUCAUGCGGCCUAUGGGACAUCGAAACCGGUUUGCAGGUUACUUCUUUUCUGGGGCAUACUGGUGAUGUGAUGGCUCUUUCCCUGGCACCGCAAUGCAAAACUUUUGUGUCGGGUGCAUGUGACGCAUCUGCAAAGCUAUGGGAUAUAAGAGAAGGUGUUUGUAAGCAAACUUUCCCUGGACAUGAAUCUGAUAUCAAUGCAGUCACUUUCUUUCCUAACGGACAAGCCUUCGCGACAGGCUCUGACGACGCAACCUGUCGGCUUUUUGACAUACGUGCAGAUCAGGAAUUGGCAAUGUAUUCGCAUGACAACAUAAUUUGUGGUAUCACCUCCGUUGCGUUCUCAAAAAGUGGCCGCCUGCUAUUAGCAGGAUACGACGAUUUUAAUUGUAAUGUAUGGGAUACAAUGAAAGCAGAACGCUCAGGUAUUCUGGCUGGGCAUGAUAAUCGUGUUUCAUGUUUGGGGGUCACUGAAAAUGGUAUGGCAGUAGCAACAGGAUCGUGGGACUCAUUCUUGCGCGUAUGGAAUUAAAUGUGCACAACGCGUAUUAAUGGGUAGGGUAGGGUCAACGUGGCGGUUGCGAGCAUUCCGCGUUUAGCAUCACCGACAAUAACAGCAGCAACAAAUACAACAUCUCAAAUUCAAAUGAACAUAAAUACAUAUUUCGAACCAAAAACAAUUUUGUGCGCUGUUGUCAGUGGCUAAAUGUUACUGUUAUUAGGUGAAAGUGCUUACGCAGUGAGUAAGCAACCGAGAUAAUUAGAAAGGGAAAGGGUGUUGGCUGCGACGUAGACCAUAGCAAAAACAAGAACUUUAUAUACAAAUUAUUUAUAUUGCUAUAUACUUAUUAUACUUAUACAAAACCAAA